This is a messenger RNA of Lachancea meyersii CBS 8951, 1341 nucleotides long. The record is from the annotation of a GenBank genome assembly. Lineage: Eukaryota; Fungi; Ascomycota; Saccharomycetes; Saccharomycetales; Saccharomycetaceae.
AUGGCCAGCUUAUAUGCUGCAAAUGGCAUACUGUUAAAAGGCGUGUUUCGAAGAUCCAAAUUUGGUGGAUUUAUAGCGUUCAACGGACUGAGUAUAAAUAAAUGGAAAAUUCGCUGUUACAGCGACAACAGUGAUGGUUGUAGGGCUCCAGAACCUCUCAAUACCUCACCUAUAGAGUUCUCAUCAAACAUAUCGGCUCAACAUGCAAAAAAACAGGGUCGAAAUAUAGCCAAUUCAGCCCUGGAGGCUCUCAGCUGCACAGAUGACAUAACGACCCAACAAACGCCAAAUAUUCCCUUUGAGGUGAAGCCUGUGGAUAACAAACAGCGUAUAAAGCUACGCGGCUCCGAUACUUCGGCUCUGACUCAAAAAGGGGCCAAAAAACUGUUAAAGUCAUAUGUCCAGCUGUCUAAACCGAGACUUACAGUUCUAGUGAUGCUCAGUUGCAUAUGCUCCUAUGCGCUGAGCCCAUCAGCGGCAACGGUCACGGAACUUAUGUCGCUAACGGCGGGUACAGCACUCAGCUCUGCUGCCGCCAAUGCCAUAAACAUGGGUCGGGAACCGGACUUCGAUAGGAGAAUGGUGAGAACCCAAACCAGGCCCGUGGUUCGCGGCGUCCUGACACCAAAGCAGGCGUACAAGUUUGCAAUGCUUACAGGGUCACUUGGGGUGUCUAUUCUUUACCUGGGAGUUAACACCACAGUUGCUGCUCUGGGUGCCACAAAUAUCGCCUUGUAUGCAUGGGUUUACACAUCGUUAAAGCGGAAACACAUAAUUAAUACGUGGGUUGGUGCAAUUGUGGGCGCUCUUCCACCACUCAUGGGCUGGUGCGCUGCCAACCCACUCAGUGACCCAGGUGGAUGGUGUUUGGCCGGGUUUUUGUAUGCCUGGCAAUUUCCACACUUUAACACCCUCAGUCACAAUAUCCGAAACGAAUACAAAGAUGCUGGCUACGUGAUGACGUGUUGGAAAAACCCUAAGUUGAACGCCCGGGUUGCUUUCAGGUACUCAUUACUGAUGUUCCCGUUGUGUUUCGGUCUAUCCUACUACAACGUUACAGACUGGUAUUACCAGCUAGAUUCAUUCAUUGCAAAUGCAUGGCUUUCAUUCUGGGCAAUGAAGUUUUGGUGGCAACAGAGGUACAACUACUCUGAAAAGAUACUGAAGGACAGAAUUAAGUUCAAUAAAGGUGUUGCGCUGGCAAAUGUUUAUGCUAGAAAGACUUUCUGGGUGAGCGUAUUGCAUUUACCAGCGGUUUUGAUUUUGGCCAUUUUGCACAAGAAAGGCCGUUGGGAUUGGCUGUUCGAAAGCGAAGCUGAUAGGACGAAAUUACGUGUAUAA